GCAUCACUAGGUCCGUUGAGCCCAGCCCCUCAGUCGGUGAAGCCGGGAGACCGCGCGCGGACGUCCGCCAUUUUGUAAACCCGCCGCCGUCCUUCAAUCAGAAAACGCACAAUCAAUCAGCAAUAUUAACCCACGGAUAUAACCACAAACAAAGAAUUUGCCAGCAACCCGAAAGAAAAAAUAAUCAAAAUUCUACCUCUUCUGAUAUUACUUUUUUCUCAUCGGUGUCAGUGUCAGAAUCACAAUAAUAUCAAAGAUGAUAGACGAUAAUUGAGCAAAAUCUGCCGCGUUAACUUUUUUUCAAAACACCUGUGAAAGUGCCACGCUUGUAACCAUGGAGAGGAUUCACUAGCGUUGUGAGCUAACAAGCUCCCCAACCCACGCUCAACCCAUCAAUGCUAAACUACAGACUAGUUUCAACACAUUUCUUGAAGCAGCCGUAAAUUUCAUAAAAACAAAAUAAAAUAUUGACUGUUUGUGCCGUACCAAUAUGUGCCGCGACCGAGACAUGUCGGUGCAAAGGAGUGACAUCAUCAAAUAGAUUACACGAACCUUUUAGACUAUAGAUAUAAGUUGUGUCAAGUUUCCGUCAAAACGGCGCAGGCUUCCGCCCUGCCGUUUCGUUUUGUUUAUUUCCGUUUGUUUUAUAUCAAAGGAUAAGCAAUAACCCGGUGGUUAAGCGUUUGGUUUUGGAUUUCUGGACGGGGUUCAGCCCGUAGGGGCCCCAAGCGACCUGGCCAGCCGCAGUCGGGACAACAUUUCCAGGAUAUUGGACUCCAUAGUUGGUGCUGCAAGAUACUGCAUUAAUCCUCACAUAACGGCCUUUGGAAAUUGGGGAUUUUAUUUCGAGUAAAAUUUUAAGUCAGAAGCGAACAUGGUACAAUUGGAAAUUCAGCAGGGUUACGGGCACCAAAGCGAGUGCUCGAGCGAGCGGCCCGUUGUUAUAACUGGCCCCGGGUGGCGUGCGCAGUGCUGCAAGCGGGAGCGGGAGCGUGAGCGAGCGCGGAACGCGGACGAGAUGGCAGCGCCCGAGUGCGAGCGAGAGGCGCGCAAGCGACGCGAGCGGCGUGACUCUGGUUGCGCGCACGAGCGUAAAGAGAGGCGGCCGCACAGCGAAGAGCGAGCACCACCACCGCCACCUCCACCACCACUACACGACCAUAACCGCCUUGAGUCGGAGCGACGCGCCGAGCGGUUAUCGCGCGCUCGCCGCCCGCAGUUCGGCGGCAAGCGGCGGCGCGCGCCCGCCCGCCAGCACAAGCAACCUAAAGAGAACGAGCUCGAAGACGUGCGGACCGCCACCCCGCCGCACUUGGACUAUACCCUGUUGCAGAAACCACAACUAUGUGAGGAGCCAGAGACCCUAGACGCUGGCGCACUCGGCGCGUCGGCGGCGGAGAACGCGGCGGCAGCCGAGCGCAUGCGUCGGGACGAGCGCAUCGUGGCGCCGCACUCGCGCCGCGACCAGCCGGCGCCCGACCGCCGCCUCGACAAGAUCAACAAGAAGAUCAGCGUGAUCAAAAAGAACAUCACAAAGCAUGAAACCGAAUACGAAGCAAAGCACGGCUACGCCAUCACACCAGGCGAGCGCAUCACCGACGUGCAACUCACGCGCAUGUACGAGACGCUGCGGCGGCUCCAGGCGGAGAAGCGUUGCAUCAAAGCGGACCCUGUCGAGUACGCGCUUAAACUACAGGCCGCUAAGCAGCAAAAAGAGAGAGAUGAUAAGCUAGAUGAGGCGCUGAAGAGUGAGAAAGCUAUGACUGAGGUUGUGAGGGAUAUCGAGGAGUGGCUGGAAGGUUGUCGCCAAGCAGCAGGACGGCUCACCAGUGUCGAGGGUUCUUGGACGAGCGCACAGCUGGCGGCCGAGAAGUCGUGCGUUCAGCGAGCACUGCUGCGACUCGAGGCGGCGCGCGGCCGCCCGCCGGCGCACUCCGCCGAGCGCGGCGCCGCCAGGCACCUGUACGAGAGAUACAGAGCCGUCAAGCGGGCGCUGGCAUCCUCUAGACCUGACGCGGUCGGUGGAACAAACGGGGAGUUGGCGACAAUACACGAGCAUGAGGCGAUGCUGUUCAACACCAGCGUGGACAGCUCCAGCGACAGCCAAGAGAAACCUUCCGACUCUUCACAGGAGACAACAGAAACGCCUCUCCAGUCGCCACCUACUCGCGACGGCGAAGAGCCGCCCUCGUCCACCUCGUCCGCCAAGUCUGGCACCACCAGCGAGGAGGCCACACCCUCCAACGAGGGCCUGCACUGCCUCGGCCUCGAAGACUUGGCCAGAGCUCUUGGCGAAGCAAAACUACAGAAAUGUGUAUUGCGAAGGAGCAUAAAAGAAUACGAAAUAAGCUUUGAACUCCAAAACAGUAGGAAGGUCCAGCGCGACGACAAGAAGGGCCGCGAAGAGGAAUAUCUCCGCUACAAGGCAGUGAAGGCAAGAAUAAAACUUCUCAAUGCCCUCAUCAACAAACAAAAGACUUUAAACUUUUGAACUUCGAACUGAAUCUACACUCGAAAAACGCAAAUGCUACAAGCCCAACUUUUGGCAUUGCAAUGAAGACCGUAGGUAAAAAAGAAGAGUUCUAGUUAUGGACCCCGACGAGGGUUGAUCGCUUAAAGUUUUGUUGGAGCAGAAGGACCCAUAUGAACGUAAGAGCGUCGAGGAUGUGCAAUAUGAAAUCGUUGAAUACACUAACAAGAUGCGCAACACUGAGUUACUCUGCGAUACUUAAAUACUUUUCAUCACACUCGCUCAGUAAAUGUGGAAUUGCACGCAGGCUUAGCGGGAACUAUAGAAAAAGCGUUUUCCCUAGUGAGUUAUGAAGUUUCUAGUAUUAUAAUUAACAGUUUUUUGUCUUUAUACUUCAUUUUUGUAUCGCAAGUGUGAUGAAAAACAUUGUAACUCGGGGCGUAAUAAUAUUGCAAACUCGAAUCUAUAAAUCGCUCCGGCAAGCCGUCGCGAUUAAACUAUACACUCGUUUGCGAUAUUUAACAACUUCCGCCCCAUGUUGCGCAAUGUACUAACCUUAAUGUACUGUGACUGAACAAUAUUUACCUAACUGUGGAUUUGGUAUUUGAAGUACUUAAUUGUUAGACAAUUCUGGGGUGGUUUGGUUUUUAUACAUCAAUGUAGGGACGUCAUUGGGACGAGUAUUAUAAUGAAUGAAGUGGAUCACGGAGUUGUGUAGCCCAAAGGGCAUAAAUGAAAUCCGAUGUAAAAAUUGGUAGAACGGUUGAGAAUCGCUUGAAAUAAUUGAAACACAAUUAAUAAAGCUGUGCGGUGAUAAUGCGCUUGCUAAAAGCCGCAGGAGCGGUAUGCAAAACUUAAAUAUUUGUAAUAUUAUGUUAUUAGUCGUAGUUCGUAGCUCGCACGCAUUUAUAUACUUACAUUUAUCUAUAAUUGAGAGCGAGAUAUGUUGCGAGUGCAAUAACAUAUCGAUAACAGAUUUUUUAAGCUCAAAUUCCGCUCCAGGGUGCGUAGACAAAAUGCCAAUCGUUAACGCUCCGUAGCGAAUGAAACGCAACUGUCUCUGUCGCACUAAUAUGGAAGAGUGAUAGAGAGAGAUAACUACGCUACGCUACGGAGCGUGAGCGAUGAGCAUCUUGACUACGCACCCAGGUCGGAUCAGCAACUCCAGCGCAUGAUGUAGCGAUCAUGAUCAAGUACUUACCUACAGCCAUGAUACAUAUGAACAUAUAUUGAUCUAUGACCAUGAUGUUGUACUUUGUAUUGCAAUUGAAUUUCUGGAUAUUAAUCAAUGUACCUGACAUCACCGAGUGUGGAGUGUGAACAGAGGCAAAUUUUCUACGUUUUAAAUACAUAUACAAUUGCAAAACCAGUAAAUAAGGUAUUCUUUGAAAUAAGAUAAAUGAUGUUGUUAUUUAAAAAUUAUACGAAGUGUAAAUAUAUACUACAUUUACAAAUAACAUGUAGCACAAUAUUGCUCUGUGUUGUACAAAGAUUACGAAACGCAUGGGUUACUUUGUAUUAAUAAAACUUAAGCUGCUGUCUGUCGGUUUGUGUCCACUUAUAUAUGCAUAAAGUGUUCUUUCACGGGCAACUAUAAACUGUCCGUCAACAAUAUUGGAUGUCUUUCACCGUGACAUCAAAGUAUUAUGGGUUCUGGACAUGAGUAAAUAUUUAAUUCUAGUCCUAGUCCUACAUUAAAAAAAAUCCCUACCUAUAUAUUAACAUUAGGGAGGUUUAGUUGCCACGAUUUAGGCUGCUAGAUACGUUUUGAGAGUCUUCUUUAAAAGAGGAACUUACUUAAAUAGAAACGCUAAUAAUUAAAUUAUUAAAAGUAAUAAAAAUAUUGUCUAAUAAUAAGCUACUUACCUGUGAUUUUUUAUUACGAUUGUAAUGUUCUUGUAAGACAAGAAUGUCUUUUGAUUAGAUGUUUUUAAUUUAUUGUUAUUAGUCUCAUGAUUUUAUUUUAAGGUCGUUUUUAACCAUUUGUUGUAUUUAGAUAUAUUGUCAAUUUUUGUGUUUAUAAUUGACAAGUCGAAAGUGACCUGAAAGAUAUUUUAAGAGGUGUCAAACAGGUGUCUGCACCUUCUCUGUGUUAUAUCUAAGAUCUUAUAAGCAGGUCAGGAUUAUAUAAAUUCAAUAUUAUACAGAUCAACUCACUUUUUAUAAAUAAAUAAAAACUUUAAAAGGUAUCCGGACUGCAAUUUUAUACUUUUAACGAAUAUUAUUAUUAUAAAAUAGAUGUAUGCAUGGUAGAUGCCUGCAAGGUAUCGAGGUAUGUACCGGUGAAAUUUGUACAUAUACAUAUCUUUAUAAAAAUUAUGGUAAAAUACCACUUUGUUCUGUAAGUCGUUUUGUCAAACGAAGUAUUUUAAGUUUAUGUACUACAAAAAGAGGUCCUUCCAGAUACCUAUAACAUAGCUCUGGUACCUACCUAGCUCGAGAGAAAACUUUGUAUGGUCGAACGCUGAUGUACCUUGCCUAAUGUUAUAAAAAUAAUCAGCCAGUAAUUAGGUAGAGUUCUGUAAAUUGCCAUGAUUAUCCAUAUGAAUAUGUUUAAAAAUAAAAUACUGAUCUAUCUGACUGCAUUUUAUUGGAAACUUAUUAUGGUCAGCGCAUAAACUUUUUUACAGGUAACACAAGAGUAACAAAAAGAAGUUGUAGUAAAGAAAGUAAAUGUUGCUCAGACGUUAUCGGGUCCAGUAACAAUUGACGACGUGGAGCAACUGAAGAAAAUGAAGCUGGAAUUAGAAGUACGGAUUGCGGAACUAGAGAUGGGGAACAGAGAACACGAACUGAACGUA
This is a messenger RNA of Cydia strobilella, 5271 nucleotides long. RefSeq names its product protein FAM13A. NCBI's taxonomy places the organism in Eukaryota, Metazoa, Arthropoda, Insecta, Lepidoptera, Tortricidae. The transcript is spliced from 11 exons. The record is from RefSeq and is a predicted model, not a curated record. Bases 875 to 2491 code for a protein of 538 amino acids.